CUGAUCGAUGAUGUGAUAUGGAAUCAAAGCGAAAUCGCCAUUGGCAAUUGCCAAGCUACAGUCAAGGAUCUGGCCAGACUGGUAGAGAAGAUCAAAGAAGUAUCAAGACCUGGGACAAUAGGAUGGAAAGUCCAAGCCGUUUUUGAGUUGAAGGUUCAUGAGCGAGACUUAGCUGGCUUCCGACACAAAGUCCACCAAUCUAAUUCAGCUCUUCAAACCAUGCUUCAUAUCAUUGUUAUUCUUACGGAACUGAAUAAUCUAAAACAAUCGAUGAACAACGCAUGGAAUGUUUCAUCGAAACCAAUCACAGGUCUACAGGACUCAACGUCCAAGGAUAGACCGCACCAUAACAUCACACGAGACCUGCGACAUUUGGCUGCAGCUGCUGAAACUUUCUACCUCACAGCGAGCUCAACAACAGGGACAUUGAAAAGCGAGGACGGCAAAAGCGUAUUAAACUUAGUUGUAGAUCUCCCUUACUUGCGGUACCAACUCCUGGAGAAAUAUCUCUACAAUUUUCGCUCUGGGCAUCUUCCUUCGGUUUCAAGCUUCCCCUCUGGACUUAGGGCUGUUGACAAAAGAUCUUUCAAAUCGCACUUCACAGUCGAGGGCCCAACCGCGGCAGAAACAGCGAAUAACGGUACCAGAACCGUGAUAAAGCACAAGCUUCGUCAUACGGUUUCCAGUACUUUCGAUAUUCAGAAAGAGGAAGAUGUCGUCUUAGCGGGAAUGAGAGUGCUGGCAAUUGAAAGUAUUAAAGCGCUAGACUUCGACGAAGCAAUCCGCUUGAUCAAAGAGGUCGUCUGCGAUGGAUUCGAAACGAAGAGAAGAAACUUUGACUGUUUCGAGACAUUCAGCCAACUAAUUCUUUGCUACUUUUUCCAGGGAGAGUGGCGACUCGCUGAACCAUUUGUCAAUCUUCUCUCUCAGUCAAAUGGGAAAAUGCCAGACUCAAGUCAUGAUUUAGUUAUCUGCAACUUCAUCCACGUUCUAUCACUUUGCUACCUAGCCGAGUAUUCCUUCAAGCGAACCCUUGAAUACUGCAAGCAAGUAGUCUGCGGGAAGAGGAAACUAUACAAGGCCGGACAGGCUAACAGGAGAGAGUACGAGGAAACAUUGGGAUUAUACGCGACCAUAUACGAAGUUUCUGGUGACUGUCUACGUGCAGAGAUCUUCAGGCGCCGACUGUUGGCAAAUUUCACAUACAAACACCCAGAGAAUGUGGUUGUUUUCUUCCAAGGCCACGAGAACUUACUUAACAGCAUCAUCGGCUCGGACAAUAUCCAGACACUAACUGGAGCUCUUCUGACGAGUACGGCUGAGUUAGCAGCGACUCCAAUGGAUGCUACUCAUGGUGGAGUACCAGCGAAGAUAUCUGUCGGAAAUAUCCUAAGAAUGAAACUUACCAGAUACGAAAUGCUUGAGCGUGAUACUGCGAAAGAGGCAGUCGUCGACACUCUCCGUUCGCCAUACGAGGCAGAUGACGAGCUUUCGCCUAUAGGAAUGACUAUAACACAUCCCCAAAGUCCUAAAGAGAAGUCACCGAUCCGGAGGCAUCUCACUCGGAUCUUCAAAUCACGGAGCUCUCGCCUGGACUUAUUGGGCUCUGCUAGCAGAGAUGAAGGCGACUUGCCAAUGACUGAUAGUCCAUCGACUACGGAACCCUCAAGUAGAUUUAGGCUGUUCUCUCAUAGAGGACCAAAUCUCAAAAAAUCCAGAACCCAACGGCGAGCGCAUGCUGAGACUGCUAUGUCUGGUGGAAUUAUAGUGACUAGGACUAUAGAGAUUGCUGAACAGGAUUAUGGGGCUUCUACCGCUCAUACUGGUCGUAGAAUUCUAGCCGAUUCUACAUCAGCCGAUGAGUCCCUAAACUCUGAUUCGGGAUUUCAUGGAAUCAGAGAACAGCAAUUAAAAGCAUCAUCUCACCUCGGAUCGGUGGACACGUCUCGCCAUGAAUUAGGAGAUACAUCGCCACCAGAUCAAACCAAAGACAGAUCGCAAGCAACCAACUGCGAAAGCGGGUAUGGAAAGUUGGAUAACAUGAUUGAAUUUGAUGAUGAUUCUGAUGAUGGGUCCACGGCUCUUGACCAUGAAUUGUCCUCCAAAACACCUCCGGCCACCGACAGUGACCCGCAAACUUCGCAUUCACCUGCAGACAAUUUUGACCACGACGCAAAAGCGCCAGUUGGUAUAGACAGCAAUCGGGAUACAAUAAGACAGGGAAACCCUCACGACUUUCCUCCUAUGUUCGAAAAUUAUCGUGCGGAGCUCUGGUUUGGCGACAGAUGGGCUCAAGCACUUCAAAGCGUUACUUCUCAGCUAGCGAUCCAUCUCUCCUCGAUAAACCGGAAUGAAGAUUUAAACAGUCUGCAGGACCAUAACCAGGCGCUAACUGAGCUUUUCCCAAGUUUCAAGGCCCUCAGAAAUGAUCCGAAUAUGGUCAAUGCCAUUAGAGUGGCCAUGUUCAGGUUGCGGAAGAAGAUCAAGGCAUUGCCGCAGGUUCACGAGGAUUCCGGUUACGAGUCUACCCAGAAUCCUCGGAACAAAGGAACAGCUGUGACGGAGUCUACGGAAAUCUCACGGACUUGUCGCCCGCCAGUGAUCAGGAACACAGCUUACGCUGAGACGCAGGACAAGGUGCAGAGCUCAAACCAAACCCCAGAUUUCUCUUCAGAAACUGUUUUUUCUUGGCGUGAAGAUCCAAGCAACUUGUUAUCCUCAAACGAACAUCCCGAGAUUCUGUGCUACCACCAGUUUGAAGAUAUAGGUGACGAUACUAAAAGAUUCGCUGAUAUUGAUGCAUCGAAAGCACAAGUGCCGGAUAUCGAGCAUCCGCACAAUACCUCUACUGCGGGAAUAAGAAUAGGAACAUCUUCCGUCACAAAGAAUAAGGCAUCCGGAAUAAAGGAAGCGCGCAAAUAUGAUGACGGCCCACCUUUUGCCUUUUCACCCGUACGGACACAUGUUGACGAGCCCGUCCAAAUACUUCCAAGGCUGCCGCUUUCCACAUCUCACCACACUCAAGUGACAGAUCUAAGUCUGAUAUGUCCGCCACCUCGUUCCGAUAAAAGACAAGGCUCUCUGUUCAAAGAUGAAGACGACAUAUAUUCGGCCACUCCGAUAGAAAUAGUCAGGCGGCAUCGACCGGAGGCAACAUAUAUUCCUACUCAGCAUGACAUCACAUAUUACAUGGAA
Clonostachys rhizophaga is the source of this 3195-nucleotide messenger RNA. NCBI's taxonomy places the organism in Eukaryota, Fungi, Ascomycota, Sordariomycetes, Hypocreales, Bionectriaceae. The record is from the annotation of a GenBank genome assembly.